Messenger RNA from Rhagoletis zephyria (snowberry fruit fly), 721 nucleotides. The record is from RefSeq and is a predicted model, not a curated record. NCBI's taxonomy places the organism in Eukaryota, Metazoa, Arthropoda, Insecta, Diptera, Tephritidae.
UGUGCACUCCCUCUUCUUCAUCAAUCACGACGAUGAAGAAGGACUGACCUUUGAGCAGAUAAUCGCCCGAAGAGGUUACAAGCUGAUGAGCCACCCAAUCACCACUGAGGACGGCUACUACCUGACACUGCACCGAAUAGUACCGCCCAACUUUGGCGAAAAAUCCUGGAAGGGCAAGUACCGCAAGCCGGUACUGCUGGGCCACUGUUUGAGCGGCUCCGCAGUAGACUUCUUCAUCAACUCGCCGCAUGAUGAUUCCCUCGACAUUUCUUCAUGCAGCAACAACCUGGGCAUCUGUCUAGUGAGCAAGGGCUACGACGUGUGGGCGAUGAACUUUCGAGGAAACGAGUACUCGCAGGGCAGCAGCGGGGCCAGCUCCAAUAACCCCCUCUACUGGGACUUCUCCAUGGACGAGUUUGCCGAGCAGGACCUUCCCGCGGCCAUCAGCUACAUCCAACGAAAAACUGGCAUCCGCAGCAUCGGCUACGUUGGCCAUGGUCACGGGGCGGGGGCGAUGUUCUCCCUGCUGGCGCAGAGGCGCAUCGGUCCGGAAACCAUUAAUCCGUUUGUGGCCAUGACUCCAAUGGUGUACUUCAGCGAGUCGACCAGCAUUCUGGUCCACUUGACGCCGCAGAUCGCCCAAGGUCUGGCGCUCGUUCCGCACAAAUUCCUUCUCAACAACAUGCUGACCAUUGCCGGACUGGGGGGCUGCAAAACGAAG